AUUAUUAUGACGUUCUUUCCAACACAAAAAGUGUAGUAACUAUUGUUUCCAAACUGCGUUACCCACUCCAGCCAGCAGAUGGCGAUGGGCGUCUUUCAGGUGAUGCUUCUUGCGUGACGUAUAAUGGACUGGACGGACGCUUCUUCAGGAACAACAACACGGCUACUCUUUCAACCACCUCGGUAGCCUGCUAGCCAACAUAAAACUGAACAAUUGAUUCUUUAGACCAUGUUAUUGUACAUGAGCUAAUCUCAGUGUUUUAAACACAUUUCGGUUGACGUAUCUACUGGUGAACUUUAACCUAAUGUGCUUGUUCAAUUUGCAAACUUGUUAAAGAUUGAUACUGAGGUUAGCACUAGGCUAGUCGCUAAUGCUAAAUAACUAGCUAACAUCCCUGACCAUGAGCUCACUAAACUACUCCUCCCUUGCUAAAGAAGAGGAGGUCUGCUGGACGGAGAAAGAAGCUCUGGGGCUGAACAUUGUCGUGAAAGAAGAAGAAGAAGAGGGUGUUACAGUGAAAGAAGAGAAAUCUCCGUUUGGAGUGGAAGAGGGGAUAGAGGCUGUCCCAGUGGAAGAGGAGGAGGUAGACACUUUCAGAAUGAAAAAUGAGGAAGAGGAGGCUGUUAAAGUGAAAGAAGAAGAGGAUGUUGCUGUGAAAAAAUAUAAAGAACCUUUAGGAGUGGGAGAGGGGAUAGAGGCUGCCAGAGUGGAAGAGGAGGUAGAAGCUUUCAGAAUGAAAGAGGAGGAUGUUAUUGGGGAAAGAGAGGAAGAAGAUGCUAUCUCAAUAAAGGUGAAGGAGGAAGUCGUUUUGGGAGUGAAAGAGGAGGAGACAGAAGAUCCGAUUAACACCAGAGAGAGACAUGACUAUGGUGGAUCCUCUGGGAAGCCUCAACAACAUCCUGAUGCUGACGAGGCAGAGAAGAGUCUCUCCAGAUCAGAUCACCAGAUGGACAACGCUAGCCCCUCCUCCCUCCCGGAGUCCCCGUUUCGUACCUCUCCCGGUAGCACCUUACUGCUGGGUAGGAAGAGGUUGUCUGUGCUGCUGGUGGACUGCAGGAAAACAACGGAGCUGAGUGGAACUGUGAGAGGAGGAGAAGAGAAGAAAGGAUCAGAUUUGACUCAUCAAAGAGGAAAACCGAACUUGGAGGAACCAGCGACGUCCAAACCAGCAAGACGACACCUCUGCUCCCAUUGUGGAAAAAGUUUUAACCAGUUAGUUAGCUUGAAAAAACAUGAGAGGGUACACAUAGGAGCGAAGCCACACCAUUGCUCCCAGUGUGGAAAGAGUUUUAAGCGGUUAGACACCCUCAAAGUUCAUGAGAGAAUACACACAGGGGAGAAGCCAUACUAUUGUGCCCAGUGUGGAAAGAGUUUUACGCAAUUAGGAAGCCUGAAAGAACACACGAGACUGCACACAGGGGAGAAGCCUUACCACUGCUCCCAGUGUGGAAAGAGUUUUAACCAGUCGGGAAGCCUGAAAGCUCAUGAGCGAAUCCACACAGGGGAGAAGCCUUACCACUGCUCCCAGUGUGCAAAGCGUUUUAUCCAAUUAGGAAGCCUGAAAGAACACAUGAGACUGCACACAGGGGAGAAGCCUUACCACUGCUCCCAAUGUGCAAUGCGUUUUACCCAUUUAGGAAACCUGAAAGAACACAUGAGGCUGCACACAGGGGAGAAGCCUUACCACUGCUUCUGGUGUUCAAAGUGCUUUACCCAUUUAGGAAACCUGAAAGCUCAUGAGCGAAUACACACAGGGGAGAAGCCUUACUGCUGCUCCCACUGUGGAAAGCAUUUUAACUAUUCAGGAAAGCUGAAAGAACACAUGAGACUGCACACAGGGGAGAAGCCUUACAAAUGCUCAGACUGUGGGAAGACAUAUUACUCAUUACAGUCACUUAAACAUCAUGUACGAAUCCACACAGGAGAUAAUAAUUCUCCUAGUGUGUAUAUUGAUAUUUACUGCACUAGGCUAAUCGCCCGGAACAUGAGCUCACUAAUCUCGACGGAGAAAGAAGCUCUGAUGAAAGGAGAGGAAGAAGCUUUCAGGAUGAAAAGGGAGGAAGAGGAGGCUAUCACAUUGAAAGAAGAAGAGGAUGAUAUUACAGUGAAAGAGGAAUAUGGGAAAGAGCUUGUGGAAGAGGAGGAGGUAGAAGCUUUCAGAAUCAAAAAGGAGGAAGAUGCCGUAAUAUUGAAAGAAGAGGAAGAACCUUUUGGAGUAAAAGAGGAAGAGGAGGCUAUCUCAAUUAAAGAGGAGGAGGAAGACGUUUUGGGAGUGAAAAAGGAUGAGGCUGAAGAUUCGAUUAAGACCAGAGAGAGACAUGACUUUCAUGGAUCCUCUGGGGAGCCUCAACAUCCUGAUGCUGACGAGGCAGGGAGUCGUUCCAGAUCAGAACACCAGAUGGACAACAGUAGCCCUUCCUCUCUCCCGGAGUCCCCGUGUCGUGCCUCUCCCGGUAUUGGCUUACUGCUGGGUAUGAAGAGGUUGUCUGUGCUGCUGGUGGACUGCAGGAAAACAAUGGGGCUGAGUGGAACUGUGAGAGGAGGAGAAGAGAUGAAAGGAUCAGAUUUGACCCAUCAAAGAGAAAGACCAGACUCAGAGGAACCAGAGCCAGGGAUGUCCAAACCAGCAAGAAGACACCAGUGCUCUUACUGUGGAAAGGGUUGUAACCAGUUAGGGACCCUGAAACAACAUGGGCUAGUACACACAGGGGAGAAGCCUUACCACUGCUCCCACUGUGGCAAGUGUUUUAAGCAGUUAGGGAACCUGAAACGGCACGGGCUAGUACACACAGGGGAGAAGCCAUACCACUGCUCCCAGUGCGGAAAGUGUUUCAGCCGGUCAGGGCAUCUGAAAGACCACGAGAGAAUACACACAGGGGAGAAGCCUUACCACUGCUCCCACUGUGGCGAGUGUUUUAAGUGGUUAGGGAACCUGAAACGGCACGGGCUAGUACACACAGGGGAGAAGCCAUACCACUGCUCCCAGUGUGGAAAGUGUUUCAGCCGGUCAGGGCAUCUGAAAGACCACGAGAGAAUACACAAUGGGGAGAAGCCAUACCACUGCUCCCACUGUGGCAAGUGUUUUAAGUGGUUAGGGAACCUGAAACGGCACGGGCUAGUACACACAGGGGAGAAGCCAUACCACUGCUCCCAGUGUGGAAAGUGUUUCAGCCGGUCAGGGCAUCUGAAAGACCACGAGAGAAUACACACAGGGGAGAAGCCUUACCACUGCUCCCAGUGUGGCAAGUGUUUCACCCAGUCAGGGGAUCUGAAAAAACAUGAAAGAAUACACACAGGGGAGAAGCCUUACCACUGCUCCCAGUGUGGCAAGUGUUUUAACCGGUCAGGGAACCUGAAACAACAUGAGAGAAUACACGCAGGAGAGAAUCCUUAACACUGCUCCCAGUGUGGAAGGAGUUUUAACCAGAGAAACAGCCUGAACCAACAUGAGAAAAUACACAGAGGUGAGAUGCAUUACCAUUCCUCCCAGGGUGCAAAGCAUUUGCCCAUUUAGGAAGCCUGAAAGAGCAUGACACAGAGGAGAAAGCUUACAAAAGCUUAGACUUUGGGAAAACAUAUUACUCAUAACAAUCACUUAAACGUCAUUCGAGAAUCCACACAGGAGAGAGAAAUUACUUCUCUUAGCGUGUAUAUUGAUAUUUCACGUCUCAUUUUUCUUACAAUUCAUCAGAGAACAUACACAAUGAUCCCGUUGUCUUAUAUUGUUGCCUUAUAAUGUGUUUACCUGUUUUUACCAUAUGAAAUUGCUUCUUCCAAUUAUUGAUAAACAUGUACUGACUGUUAGAACUGUUCCAUGGAUUGAUGAGGAAUUUAAAAACUGUAUGUUUGAAA
Messenger RNA from Oncorhynchus tshawytscha (Chinook salmon), 3852 nucleotides. RefSeq names its product zinc finger protein 184-like. Lineage: Eukaryota; Metazoa; Chordata; Actinopteri; Salmoniformes; Salmonidae. Gene Ontology annotation, cellular component: nucleus. The transcript is spliced from 9 exons. Gene Ontology annotation, molecular function: DNA-binding transcription factor activity, RNA polymerase II-specific; RNA polymerase II cis-regulatory region sequence-specific DNA binding. The record is from RefSeq and is a predicted model, not a curated record. Gene Ontology annotation, biological process: central nervous system development; regulation of transcription by RNA polymerase II. Bases 401 to 3394 code for a protein of 997 amino acids.